Messenger RNA from Aegilops tauschii subsp. strangulata, 2159 nucleotides. RefSeq names its product protein NRT1/ PTR FAMILY 8.3. Gene Ontology annotation, cellular component: membrane. The record is from RefSeq and is a predicted model, not a curated record. Gene Ontology annotation, molecular function: transmembrane transporter activity. Gene Ontology annotation, biological process: transmembrane transport. Lineage: Eukaryota; Viridiplantae; Streptophyta; Magnoliopsida; Poales; Poaceae.
GAUGGAUCCCGUCCAAGUUAACCCUGCCAUAUAAACCUCCGCGGCAGCACAACACAGCAGCAGCAGACAGAGCAGCGGCCUAAGCCUGAGGCGAGCUAAGAGUUCACGGAGGAAGCGAGCUAACAAGGGUUAGCAAAGUGAUUACCUCCGCCUCCGAGAAAUCUAUCACCUCCUCGGAGUCAAUCGACAUGGACGCCAUGGAGAGAGGCGAGCACGCGCCGCUCCUGCCUGAGAGUCAUGGCCCAAAGGUUCAAGACGAUGACAGCCUGAAGGUGCCACUUCUUCUCGUCCCUAAGAAGCGGGGCGGCAGCAAGGCGCCGGCAGUAAUUCUAUUGUUCGAGUGCCUGGAGAGCACGGCGUUCAAUGGCAUCUCCACCAACCUGGUGGUGUACCUGGAGACCGUCCUCCACAGCACCAACCUCGCCAGCGCCUCCAACGUCGCCACCUGGUUCGGCACCAGCUACCUCACCCCCGUCUUCGGCGCCAUCAUCGCCGACUCCUUCUGGGGCAACUACAACACCAUCCUCGUCUCCCUCGCAGUCUACCUUCUCGGCAUGAUGCUCGUCACCUUCUCCGCGUUCGUGCCCACCACCACGGGCACGUGGGGGCUGAGCUCGCAGAGCGUGGCUUUCGUGGGGCUGUACCUCGUGGCGAUCGGGUGCGGCGGGGUGCGCUCGUCGCUGCUGCCGUUCGGAGCGGAGCAGUUCGACGACGACAGCGCGGCGGACCGGGAGGGCAAGGCGUCCUUCUUCAGCUGGUUCUACCUCUGCGUGAGCUUCGGCCCCAUCAUCUCCGGUGUGUUCCUCGUCUGGAUCCAGCAGAACAUCAGCUGGGGCCUCGGCUUCGGCAUCGCCACGGCCUGCAUCGCGCUCGCCUUCGCCGCCUUCGUGCUCGCCACGCCCAUGUACAAGCGCCGCAUGCCCGCAGGCACGCCGCUCAAGAGCCUCUGCCAGGUCGUCACCGCCGCGUGCAAGAAAAUCAGCAUCAAGGUGCCCGCCGAAGCCGGACACCUCUACGAGGUCAGCGACAAGAUCGAUUCGCCCCAGCCAAGGAUCGCGCACACCAGCGACUUCAAGUUCCUCGACAAGGCGGCCAUCGUCACGGAGUCGGACAUGGAGGAGAGGCCGGAGGCGGCGACCUCGUGGAAGCUCUGCACCGUGACUCAGGUGGAGGAGCUCAAGAUCCUUCUGCGGCUGCUGCCCGUCUGGAUCACCAGCGUCAUCGUGUCAUCGGCCUACUCGCAGAUGAACACCACGUUCGUGCAGCAGGGCAGUGCCAUGGAAAUGACCAUCCUGUCGGUGCCGGUGCCCGCGGCGUCGCUGGUCUCGUUCGAGGUGACAUGCGUCCUGACAUGGGUGCUCCUCUACAACAAGGUGAUCGUGCCAGCGUUGAGGAGCUUCUCCUCGAGCGGCGACGGCGAGCCGUCACAGCUGCAGCGGAUGGGCGCGGGGAGGCUCCUAAUGGCGCUCACCAUGGCGGUGGCGGCGCUCGUGGAAAUGAAGCGGCUCGACAGCGCGGCGCGCGGGGAGGAGAUCAGCAUCGCGUGGCAGCUGCCGCAGUACUUCUUCCUGGCCGGCGGAGAGGUGUUCUGCUACAUCGCGCAGCUGGAGUUCUUCUUCGGCGAGGCGCCGGACACCAUGAAAAGCAUGUGCACGUCGCUCGCUCUGCUCACCAUCGCGCUGGGGAGCUACAUGAGCUCCUUCAUCUACGCCAUCGUGGAGGCCUUCACGGCGACGGGAGACAGCCCCGGGUGGAUCUCCGACGACCUCAACAAGGGCCACCUCGACUACUUCUUCUGGGCCAUGGCUGCAAUGUGCACGCUCAACUUCGUCGUGUACAGCGGCAUCGUCAAGAACUACAGGCUCAAGACAGUCAUCUCGUGAUUGCUCGCGCAAGGAUUCAAGAUUCCAUUACAUUCUACAGACAUUACACAGGAAAGAGUAAUUAGGAGUAGCCAGGUACCUUUUUUUUAGAAACUUGUAGCCAGGUACAUAUAUACACAAGAAACACUAGGAAGAAAAUGUAAGAUAUAGAAUUUUGUUUUCAGUCUUGCUAAGUCUCAGUCGUCUAAGACUUCGUUAAGUCUCAGUCAAUGCUGUAUGAUGUGGGAAUUAGACGUUGUAUUCCUCAGGUGCAAACGCACGUAUAUAUGAUGUACA